CGUUUUCAACGCUUGAAUGCCACAAUAUAAAAUACAAAAAGCAGUGGACAGUUGCGGUAAAAGAUUCACAUUCCCAAUAGAAGAUAGAGAGAAACCUAAUGUUCAGAUCUAAAACUAUCACCCCAACUUGUGUUUGUUUUUGUCGUCAGGAGAAAUUUGCUGAUUCUUCAACGAUUUGAGUUUAAUUUCAAAGUUUUCUUGAUCUAAGGUAAGUUUUUGUUCCUGUUGUUGCCUUCAAUUUUCGAGUGUCGAACCUUCAAUUUAUUAGCUUUUUGAAACAGACUGGAUAUUUUGUAUAUGAGAUGCUAUCAUAGAUUAGUCUUGAAGUUGAGUUUAGGUGAUGCUUUAAGAAAAUUUCCAACUGUUUAUGCUCGAAUUACUGAAGUUCAGUGAACUGGAGUAGUGUAUUCGGUUAUUCAACUGGCUGAUUUGUUUGUGAGAGCUUUUUCAGCUUCUAUUUCAAAGGGCUGGGUUUAAUUUCUGGUAUUUGUUAGUUUAGGUCUAAGGUAGUUCUUCCAUACUUUACUAUUUUGGUUCGGGGAUUUGCUGAUUGUGUGGAAUUAGUGGUUUAAGUAGUGAAAAUAUGGGUGAGAAAUUUUGGUUUAAUGAUGGAGAUAAGGCUAUGGUGGAAUCAGUAUUGGGUACUGAGGCCUGUGAAUUCUUGAAGUCAUCUGCCCCAAAAAAUGUGUUGGCUGAUUUGGUUUCACCUCCUGGUGAUUUGGGUGUGCAGCAGGGGCUAUGCCAGAUUGUUGAUGGAUCCAAUUGGAACUAUGCAAUUUACUGGCAUACCUCUAGCCUGAAAUCUGGUGGAUCUGUUUUGAUUUGGGGGGAUGGGCUCUGUCGGCACCCAAAAGGUGGUGCAAUGGGAGAUAAAAAUUCUACUGGGGAUGAAAGCUUGGAAGAGGGUGAGAGGAAAGUGAAGGUGAAAAAACAGGUUCUCCAAAAGCUACGUGCUUCUUUUGGUGGGUUGGAGGAGGAUAAUUACGCAUCAAGGUUAGAUGGUUUGUCAAAUGUGGAGAUGUUUUAUCUCACUUCAAUGUAUUUUAGCUUUCGAUGUGAUUCGGCAUAUGGUCCUGGAGAGUCUUAUAAGUCUGGUAGAUCAAUUUGGGCUUCAGGCGUAGUUCGUUGUGUAGAUCAUUAUCAUUCAAGAUCCUUUCUAGCCAGGUUAGCUGGAUUCCAAACUCUGGUGUUUAUUCCAGUGAAGUCUGGAGUUGUGGAGCUUGGUUCAGUCAAAUUAAUUCCAGAGGAACAAGGUGUUGUGGAGAUGGUUAAAACUGUUUUUGGGGGAACAAGUUCUGUGCCACAGAAGACAAUUCCAAAGAUAUUUGGGCGUGAGCUAAGUGUGGGUGGCUCAAAAUCACGUUCAAUCAGCAUCAAUUUUUCCCCUAAAGUGGAAGAUGAUUUGAGUUUUGCUUCAGACUCCUAUGAUUUACAAGCAAUUGGUACAAAUCAAAUGUAUGGAAAUUCAUCAAAUGGUUGUCGAUCUGAUGAUAAUGAAACAAAACUUUUUCCACAUUUGAACCAAAUGAUUGUUGGGGGUUAUGAUGCGCAGGCAAGGGUGUCUGGUUUGGAGCAGAAGGAUGACUCUCCAUCUCAAGCAGAUGAGAGGAAACCAAGGAAGAGAGGGAGAAAGCCUGCAAAUGGGAGAGAAGAACCAUUGAAUCAUGUAGAAGCUGAGCGGCAGAGACGUGAGAAGCUUAACCAGCGGUUCUAUGCAUUAAGAGCAGUUGUGCCUAAUAUAUCUAAGAUGGACAAGGCCUCUCUACUUGGUGAUGCCAUCACUUAUAUUACAGACCUUCAGGCGAAAAUCAGGGUUUUGGAAACUGAGAAGGAGAUUAAGCAAAGGCAGAUUUCUGUAUCAGAGAUUGAUUUUCAGCCAAGACAUGAGGAUGCAGUUGUCGGGGUGAGCUGCCCUUUGGAUUCCCACCCAGUUGCUGGAGUGAUGAAAACAUUCAGCGAACAUCAGAUUAUGUCUCAAGAAUCUAACGUGGCUACAACAGAUGACAAGGUUAUUCACACUUUCUCCAUUCGAACUCAAGCAGGUGCUGCAGAACAAUUGAAGGAGAAAUUGAUUGCUGCAUUUUCUAAAUGAUAUGAUUGUACAAUAAGUCGUGUUUAUCAGGACUACACUCUGCAUGCCAACUCAAUAACGGCGUCUCCUUGUAGAAAAGUUUAGUAGCCUUGUGGCAGACAAAUUGGUGAGUGCCUUUGUCUGCAUAAAUGAUCUGUAUUAGGAGUGUUUCAUGAAUGUUUUCUCAAACUCUUGGGGACUGUUACUCUUGCUAUGCUUCUCUUUUAAAGUCAAUUUGUAUAUGAUUACUGUCGAUGUGACAGGAACAGGUGGAUGAAUUAUUUAUGCAAUGUUAUGCGGUAUAAAAAGGGAACUCAGAACUCUGUAAACAA
This is a messenger RNA of Mangifera indica (mango), 2403 nucleotides long. RefSeq names its product transcription factor bHLH3. The coding region runs from base 584 to 2092 and encodes 502 amino acids. The record is from RefSeq and is a predicted model, not a curated record. Lineage: Eukaryota; Viridiplantae; Streptophyta; Magnoliopsida; Sapindales; Anacardiaceae. Gene Ontology annotation, cellular component: nucleus. Gene Ontology annotation, molecular function: DNA-binding transcription factor activity; protein dimerization activity; transcription cis-regulatory region binding. The transcript has a single exon. Gene Ontology annotation, biological process: regulation of DNA-templated transcription.